Molecule: messenger RNA, 1876 nt
Organism: Etheostoma cragini (Arkansas darter)
Lineage: Eukaryota; Metazoa; Chordata; Actinopteri; Perciformes; Percidae
Product: CD81 protein-like
Exons: 9
Coding region: 180-899 (239 amino acids)
Cellular component (GO): membrane
Source: RefSeq, a predicted model, not a curated record
GAGUGGGAGAUGUCUAUAGACCGCGAGGGAGGGAGGAGUUGGGUGUUGCCUCUGUCUCCAAACUGUAGUCAGGAUUCCCAGUCGAGACUCAGCUCCGUUACACACCGCGAGACCUUGCCUGCUACCGCCGUCCUGUGAGCUCUGCACCGAAUAAAUUUGACUAACGUUAACCGACCACAAUGGGAGUCGAAGGCUGCACCAAAUGCAUCAAGUACAUGCUUUUCUUCUUCAACUUCAUCUUCUGGCUUGCAGGAGGUGUUAUCCUGGGCGUGGCCCUAUGGUUGAGACACGACCCCAAGACCAGCAACCUGCUGGAGCUGGAAUUUGAUGGAGCCCAUGCCCCCAGCACCUUCUACAUCAGUGUCCACAUCCUGAUCGCUGUCGGCGCGGUGAUGAUGGUGGUCGGUUUCCUCGGUUGCUAUGGUGCCAUCCAAGAGUCCCAGUGUCUACUGGGAACUUUCUUCGCCUGCCUGGUCAUCCUGUUCGCCUGUGAAGUUGCAGCUGGAAUCUGGGGCUUCAUGCACAAAGACACAGUGUCGAAGGAGAUGAUCAACUACUACGACUCUGUGUACGAGAAGGCCGUGACACAAAGCAUCACUGACCAGGACAAGAAAACAGCUGCCGCCUCCGUGCUCAAGGUCUUCCAUGAGACGCUGAACUGCUGCGGUAAAGGCCAGGGCACGGCCUUUUUAACACGGAUCACAGACUCAAUGGGCCUGACUGAACUCUGCCCCAGCUCUGGAACUACAGUCGAUUGCCACAAGAGGAUCGACGAACUGUUCACAGAUAAGAUCUACCUGAUUGGUGUCGCCGCUCUGGUUGUUGCAGUUAUUAUGAUCUUCGAGAUGAUCUUCAGCAUGGUGUUGUGCUGCGGGAUCCGCAACAGCCCGGUGUACUAAAGCGACGCUCGCCAAAUGAAGGAAGGACAACGUCUCUGUCUCUUUCGUUUUUCCUUUUCUUUUAGAAGCAGAAACACGUCACAUAUAUUGCUUGCUGGAUUUAGUCAGCUCUUUGAGAAGACAAACGUAAAACCAUCCUCCAUUGAGCAUUUUAUAUAUAUAUAUAUAUAUAUAUAUAUAUAUUACAACUGUCAAUUCUCUUGUUUUGUUAGUCACAGAUGCUGUUAUGCAUAUUUGACCCGUGCUAUCCUAACCUGAUAUGUAGAUAUUAUAUCACACGGUCACACAUGAAUGCCAUUCACAAGUUGGUGCUCUAAUCCUUUAGUGACGCGUUAGUUGUUUUACUGCUCUCCUUGCCUAUGAACAUGUCUUUUUUUUUUCACUGUUUGAUGUAUAAACUGUAUAUAAAUAUAUAUAUUAACAGUGCUUUAUGACUGCCUAAGCAUGGAAAUUGUACUACAGUAGGUCUUUCUCCUGUAUUCUUCUCUUCUCUGCACUCUCUGCUUGUCUGUCUUUGCUCUAGACUGAACCAGAUGAUGGCGUCCCCUAACCUACAGACCAUUGUCUCGGUUUUCCCCCCGUACUAGUGUGGGAUGACUGACUGUCACCGACUGUCUAACAAAAGGAAUCUCAGUUAAUCUUGGAAGCUGGAACCAAACUCAAAAUGACCUGAUGUCUGUCAUUUUGGCAUUUUGGCCCUGUGGCGUUGUUUGUUGGUUUGUUGGUUUGUUGUUCAUCGUGUCUCCGACGCUGUCUGAGUGCUCAGUUGUACAAAACAUGUGAGGAAGCUGUUUCCCCUCGGUAGUGUGCUUUAGAUUUCUUUACACACAAAUUAAGUUGCGUAAUGUUGAAUUCAGGACAAUGAUUAAUCGAUUAGUUGUCAACUGUCAAAUUAAUCCCCAACUUUUUUGAUAACUGAUUCAUCGUUUUGAGUCAUUCUUUCAUGAAAAAGUCAAAGUUCUAUGAUUGGAGCGUCU